AUGUCCAGUAUCAUCGACCCACGCGUGUUCGCUGCACUGCCCGUCGACAUCCAAGAGGAAGUGCGUGAAACACACACUCGUUCUGUACCCGGACGUAGUCUAGCUCUUCCUAACGAACCCAUCGACGCCCAAGGCGAUGCCUGGAGUUGUCGCGUCUGCACGUUCUUGAACCACCCACAGCUUCUUGACUGCGAAGUAUGUGGUUCUUUUUGUAUCCCUCUCGAAACGAAUACUCAGUCUCUUCAUUUGGAGUCAGAGACUCCACAACGUGAAUUCAAUAGAACAGCUGCUACUGCUGCUGCUGCUACUUCACAAAUUCCGCGCGUCCACGAGCUACACCAAGUAGCUCGUGAUAAAUUCCAAAAUGUGCGGAAAUCGUGGACACGACGACGGUCGAGUGCCAAUUUGCGUCCAGAUCCACGUCAGCUACCGGCCGCACAGGCAACUGCCGAACUUCAAGGUCUGCAGAACGAUCUGUUGCACAAAGUUGUCGCAGGGGACGCCACGUUUGACGCGUUGGUGGCGCGUCUAUGGCGAGCAGUAGAAAGGCGCGACGAGCUCGAGGUUUUUGAAAAAAGUGCCGUCAAUUGGGUCACGUUAGGGUUUCAGAACGCCAGUCCUGAGACCGACUUUCGAGGCGGUGGGAUGCUUGCACUCAAGUGUUUAGUGUAUGUGUUCGAAGCCCAUUCGAAUGAGAUGCAGGCGUUGUACCAAAAGCAGUUGCAAAAUAUGGGGCAAUCCAAAUCCGACCCUUUGAAAAAGAAGUGGUACCCCGUGUCUGUAGCUGGGAUCAACUUGACGUGUCUACUGGCUGGACUAUUGCAACUUGGCGAUGGCCAUUUUUGUGAGACGAGACAAACGUUUUGGGCGCUUUUCGAAGAGCCCGUGGCUUUUUAUGAGCUCUUUUUUGUGGCUUUUAUCAAAAUGGAUGCCAUUUGGCACCGCUUGAAUGCAAGUUAUAUGGAAUUUGGCGUGGUGCUCAAAGCUACGCAAAAGUGUGUGAAUUGUAUACUGGAUCAAGCUCCUGUUACAUUGAUGGAUCUGCGUGAAGCUAGUGACCAAGCGGUCGUGGACCGCUUUGUGGUCAGUCUGUCUGUGAACUCGCUUGCGGAUUCGGAGGGAGGUGAAUCUUCGGACCCGAAUCAUGCUCUCGAGCUGGAGGAUGCUCUUGUGAUUGCGAAGACGCGUGCCGCUAAUAAACCUGCCGCUACUACGAGACGUCAUUCGUUUUUUUGGCCCCUACACUAG
This is a messenger RNA of Peronospora matthiolae, 1248 nucleotides long. Lineage: Eukaryota; Oomycota; Peronosporomycetes; Peronosporales; Peronosporaceae. The record is from the annotation of a GenBank genome assembly.